This is a messenger RNA of Porites lobata, 944 nucleotides long. Lineage: Eukaryota; Metazoa; Cnidaria; Anthozoa; Scleractinia; Poritidae. The record is from the annotation of a GenBank genome assembly.
ACAGUGGAACAGUGGCACAGAGUCACAGUGAGAGUACAGUUUCACAGGGAUAGCGAAGAGUGGUGGAACAGUGGCACAGUGUCACAACGAUAGUAAAAUGUGGUGGAACAGUCGUGUAAUAGCACAGAGGCACAGUGAUUGUAUAAAGUGGUGGAACAGUGGAACGCUGGUAAAGUGUCACAGGGGUGAAAAAAAGUGGUGGAACAGUGGGAGAGUGGUACAGUGCCACAAGAAUAGCAAGGAGUGGUGGAACAGUGGAACAGUGUCACAACGAUAGUAAAAUGUAAUGAAACUUUGGAACAGUGGCACAGAGUCAAAGCGAUAGUAUAGUGUGGUGGACUAGUGGUACAGUGGCACAGGGAUAGCAAAGAGUGGUGGAACAGUGGAACGGUGGCACAGUGUCACAAGGAUAGCAAAAAGUGGAGGAACAGUGGAACAGUGGCACAGUGUGACAAGUGCACCUAAGUGUGGUUUAAUGGUGGAACAGUGGCACAGUGCCACCGUUACAGUAAAGAGUGGUGGAACAGUGGACAGUGGCACAGUGUCACAGUGAUAGUAAAGAGUGGUGAAAUAGUGGAACAGUGGCACAGUAUCACAGAGCCACAGAGACAGUAAAGAGUGGUAGAACGAUGGAACAGUAGCACAGUUUCACAGUGAUAGUAAAGUGUGGUGAAACAGUGGAACAUUAGUACAGUGUCACAGCCACAGUAAAAAGUGGCGGAAUUGUGGGACAGUGGCUCAGUUUUACGAGGAUAGUUAAGAGUAGUGGAACAGCGGAACAGUGUCAAAACGAUAGUAAAAUUUUAUGGAACAGUGGAACAGCGGCACAGAGUCACGUUGAUAGUAUAGUGUGGUGGAACAGUGGAACAGUGGCACAGUGUCUCAGGGAUAAAAAUGAGUGGUGGAAUAGCGGAACAGUGGAACAGUGUCACAGGGAUAUUUAA